GGGUCUGCAGAUUUUUGUCCCCCUUAAACUCUCGCGCCGCCCUCAUCGCAUCGCACCUUGGUUGGGUCGAGUCCCGUCUCUCUCCCAGUCUCCCCAUGACGUGCGUGUAGUUGGGACACUUGCUUGCCGCUAGAAUGGUGCACUUCGUCUUGGCGAGAAUCAAUGCCCUGUUUCACUUCAAUUAAUCAAUUGAGCUCUCGGAGCUGAACAAAAUAGAGUUUAUUUUUGGGGCUAUUUCAUUCCUCGACGGAUUUGAUAUUCCCACGGCCCAAGGAGAACACGAUGCCCAUCUGGAGAAGUUAUGCGCCGAAGUGGAUAUCCGCUCUGUUCCGCUUCUGUCUCUGGCUCCAGUGGUUGGCGAUGUUGGAGAAGGCGGAGGCCAUCCACCCAGACUGUGCCCUAGUGGUGCAGCUCGUCAAGGCCAAGGAGAACUGCAUCUGGGCUCGCCGUCAGGAGGCACGCAACCGCACCUCUGCAUCAGGGUGUCAGACAAAGUGGGAUGACAUAAGGUGCUGGCGGGGGGCUCCGGUGGGCCAGGUGGUCCGCGUCUCCUGCGCCAACGUCUCCCAGAUGUUCGCCAACAACGAAGGUUACGUGUACAGGAACUGCACGCGGAAGGGCUGGUCGGAGCCGUACCCCUCCUAUGAAGAGGCUUGCGUGUUCGCAGGGGACCCUGAGAGUGGGUCAGAGACGACCACAUACUUCUCCAACUUCAGGCAGGUGUACACAGCGGGUUACGCCACCUCCCUCAUCGCUCUCAUCUCAGCUAUUUGUGUCUUCACUGUGUGCAGGAAGUUCCACUGCACCAGGAACUACAUCCACAUCAACCUGUUCUCCUCCUUCAUCCUGAGGGCCAGCGCCGUCUUCAUCAAGGACGGGGUCCUCUUCUCCGAUGAGAACCUCGACCACUGCUUCAUGUCCACCAUUUCUUGUAAGUCUGUAGUGGCCUUCUUCCAGUUCAGCAUCUUGGCAAACUACUUCUGGCUGCUGGUGGAAGGGAUGUACCUCCAGACCCUACUGGCUCUCACCUUCGUCUCCCAGACCAAGUACUUCUGGUGGUACAUCCUGAUCGGCUGGGGUUUCCCCACUACCAUCAUAAUGGCCUGGAUCCUCACAAGACACUUCUACGAUGACAACGGCUGCUGGGAUGAUACAGAUGUGGUGUUCAUCUGGUGGAUCAUCAAAGGACCAAUCACGGCCUCACUACUGGUCAACUUCCUCAUCUUUAUGAACGUGAUUCGCAUUCUUGUUCAGAAACUCAAAUCUCCUGGCGUCGGUGGCAAUGACACCAGCAACUUUAUGAGGCUAGCCAAGUCCACCCUGUUCCUCAUCCCUCUGCUGGGGAUGCACUACAUGGUGUUCGCCUUCCUGCCAGAGAACACAGGAGCAGAGGCCCGCAUCUUCAUAGAGCUGGGCCUGGGCUCCUUCCAGGGCUUUGUGGUGGCCCUGCUGUACUGCUUCCUGAACGGAGAGGUCCAGGCAGAGCUGAAGAAGCGUCUGUGCAAGUGGCAGACCCAGAACUACCUGCGCUACAGCAAACGCCGCCGAACGCUCUUCAUGGAGAGCAGCACAAUCACCCAGAGCUCCGUCCUAGACAAGUCCAGCCCCAAGGACCGGCCGGCCUCAGAAACAUGCACAAUGAUGUGCACCGCCACAUAGUAGCGUCUUGUCUUUCUGAAUCAACGCCGCUUCCACAAGGAACCGGUUCAUUACGGCUCACUGGUCCUCCGCACUCGUCAUACACACCUCAUCGGAGGUAGAGAAUUCAGGUCCACAAAGUAAAAUAAGCCCCGUGCUGGGUCGGCCAACCACUGGCAAUGAGUCAGUUGUUUGACCUUGUGCUUUUUUUAGCUUUACUUACGCACGGACACAAUGAGAAAGGACAAAAGUGUUUACAGUUGACAUGGCGUCGAUGGUUUACGUGCCAUACAACAUGCUCUAGCAGUGAACAACAAUAUAUUCAUAAAAUGAACGAAAACAACACAUUUAAGGGAUUCUACCUUUAUUCAAUCAAAAAACUUAU
This is a messenger RNA of Gadus chalcogrammus (walleye pollock), 2023 nucleotides long. RefSeq names its product pituitary adenylate cyclase-activating polypeptide type I receptor-like. Gene Ontology annotation, molecular function: peptide hormone binding; vasoactive intestinal polypeptide receptor activity; G protein-coupled peptide receptor activity. The record is from RefSeq and is a predicted model, not a curated record. The transcript is spliced from 13 exons. Gene Ontology annotation, biological process: adenylate cyclase-modulating G protein-coupled receptor signaling pathway; cell surface receptor signaling pathway. Gene Ontology annotation, cellular component: plasma membrane. Lineage: Eukaryota; Metazoa; Chordata; Actinopteri; Gadiformes; Gadidae. Bases 283 to 1659 code for a protein of 458 amino acids.